This is a messenger RNA of Pelodiscus sinensis (Chinese soft-shelled turtle), 1974 nucleotides long. Lineage: Eukaryota; Metazoa; Chordata; Testudines; Trionychidae. The record is from RefSeq and is a predicted model, not a curated record.
AAACCCUUUUGCCCUUGCAGAGAAAGAGAUAGCCCAGGCCUGUUCGACAAAUGUUAUUGUUCUGGACAGAGAGCCUCAUUAUCUUUUGUAAAACGGUAGCUAACUUGUUCUUGUGUCAUAGAUACAUAAUACAGGCUAUAUUAAUAUAUCUUUUCAGAGGGUGAUUUCUUUUUCUCUCCACAAAGCGCUUGUUAAAGAAAGGCUGCUUUUUGUGGAGGGAGACUGCGAAUCCAUGCUGGCAUUACAUGGCUGUUAAAUUGUUCCUCUUCCUUCAACCCACACUCGCAAAAUCUACCUCCAAACAGUAAAAGAUUACUAAGGAGGAUUUUAAAAGACGAACAGACGAAAGGGAACGCCCUUACGUGUUUAUCCAUCUAAUUACUGAAGAAUCUGGCUGGCGAAAAACAAAAAGGGACUGUUUUCAGAACAGUGGCAAACGAAACUGUAAAGGUUUCAUUAAAUUGCGCUGCAAAAUUCUUCCCCACGAGAGGCAGCUAGUUUAGAAACGGUCUGAAAAUAGAUCCAAAAUGAGGGAGGCUGCCUCCAAAGGAGGGACACUUUUGCAGCCAGGAUUGUUACAGUCGGGAAGACGUGACGCAGUUGAUGUUCACAGCAGUUCUGUGCUUUGAUGCAGCUACUGAGCCCAUGCCACUAACUCCCAGCUGCUUUUUAUUUCAAAAUCUGCUAACGCACCAAGCGUGUAAUGCCUUUGCUGCCCAGUGCCCAGAGAAAAACAGGGAGGCUGUCUGGCAUUUCAGCAUGCAGCUCCAGAAAUAUGCACCUUCUGUUUUUGAGAAGUAUACUACCAGUAUUACAGUUGGCAAUAAAGAAGUAAUUCUGAAUUUGUAUGACACUGCAGGGCAGGAAGAUUAUGAUCGGCUACGACCACUUUCAUACCAGAAUACAAACUUGGUCUUAAUUUGUUAUGAUGUUAUGAACCCUACUAGCUAUGACAAUGUUUUAAUUAAGUGGUACCCUGAAGUAAGUGAACCAAUCACAUAUAACCAGGGUGAAGCAACUUGUCAGCAGAUAAAGGGAGAAGCUUAUCUGGAAUGCUCAGCCAAAUAUCGAGAAAACGUAGAGGAUGUUUUUAAAGAAGCAACAAACAUUGCACUGAGUGCCAUGAAAAAAGCUAAGCGCCGAAAAAAGAGGAAACGCUGUGUGAUAUUAUGACAAUCUAGAUCACUGAGACUGUAGAAGAGCUUAUUAAAAUCUUUACACUUAUUACCAAUAGUUUAUUUAAAAAAAAAUAGUACAUUUUUAUUCCUGCAUUGAUUUUAUUCUUAAUAAUUGAUUUAAUACCUUUGUAUGCUUUUGAUGCCCUUCAUAUGAAGAUUUCAAAGUGCUUUAUCAAUAUUAGUUUGUGGUAGAUGGUUGUGUAAGUUUUGUUCCUGAUCGUAAAUCUCAGCCAAAUUCCUGUCCAUACACUGACAGUUUUUAUUGCUCAUAGUUUUAUUCUAGCACCUAAAUGCUGUACUGUCGGCUCUGAUUUAUUGGCCUUGUUCACUACUGAAUUAACAUGGAAAAGAUAGAAAUGGUUACUUCUCUCAAAGGCAGAGUGAAGUUAAAUCAGAACAGACUAGCAGAUUCACACAGGAUAAAAAUCAAAGUUCCAUAUUGAUGAGUUGUAAUUAUAAUUACAAAUCAACAGCUCUAUUAACCAUUCCUCUCUGAGUAGCUUCAAGCAACUAUGUACAUAUAUUAUUCUGCUGCUCCUUUAUUAGAAUGACCACUGUGUAAAGCAGCUGUUUGGAAACCCAUUGUGUGGUCUCCCCCGAUUGGAUUUAUGAUCAUGGAAAAUUUUUUGCAUCAUUUAUUAUAGUCUACUCAAAGUAUUCAGUGCAGAUAUGAUGCAUCUUGCUGAACAGUUUCUCUCUAGCAGGUUAAUGCAGCCACUUUUUAGAAACCCUAUGGGAGCCUCUUAUGUGCAAUACAAGCAAUACUUAUUUUAAAAUAAAAGUGCAAUUUAUUUAA